UGGUCGGCCACACACUGCUGCUGAGCUGCUGGGCCGGCGGAGGGGUGGUAGGCGCAACCGUGUCGGGCAAACGCACCAGACGCCGCAAGCGAGCGGACGCGACGGAGGAGCCGCGGUGCGGGGACCGGCGCACGGCUAGCACGAGCUCGGACGGGGAGCAACCGCAGGGUGCGGGUGCAGGGCUGGGGAUCGGUGUGGAGGAAGCUGCCGGCAGCAGCAGCUCGGUGCCGGACGAGCAAGCCAAGGGUGAGGAAACAACAACAGCAUCAGCAGCAGCGACGACGGCGGCGACGACAACGAUCCUAGCGGAAGGGGAAGGUGCCGAUUCCGCCCUCGUGCCCGGCACAACCGCGCUCGACACCGAGGAGCGAGUGACGCCGGAGGAGAAGGAGGAAGCGGAACCGAGGGGGCAGCGUGACCCGGCCGACGGUGACGGGAGUGGCCACGGUAACAGCGGCUCGGCCAAGCAGAAGCGCACCGGCGCCGACAGCAGCAGCACGUGCGGGUCAGACGGAGGAGGCGGGCGGGCGGCGGCGGCGGCGGGUGGUGGUGGCAUCGCUGGUGGAGUAGCCGAGCGGCCGGACCGACUCGGACCGGACGGCGACAAUCAGCCCGAACCGCACCGGCAGCAAGACCAAGCGGAGGAGGAGGACGGUGGAGACGCAGAGGAGGGAAGCGAGCAACAGGAAGCGGCACGAGGGCAGCAGCAGCCGGGCCGGGACGCCAGCGCGAGCAGCAUGCCUGUGCGGGUGGAUAUAGUGCCGCCGCCGCCGAACAACUCCAAACAGCUCGGCGUCACCAAAUCGCUCCUGUACAAUGGUUCUAAGUUUCGCGGCUCCCAGAAAUCGAAGGGCAACGCGUACGAGGUUGAAGUGGUGCUGCAGCACGUUGACGAAGCAAACUCUUAUCUGUGCGGAUAUCUCAAAAUCACCGGGCUGACGUUCGAGUUUCCCACCCUGACGACCUUCUUCGAUGGUGAAAUUAUCUCGAAAAAGUAUCCCUUCCUGACGCGCAAAUGGGACGCGGACGAGGAUGUAGAUAGAAAGCAUUUUGGAAAAUUUGCUGCCUUCAGCGAGUACCAGAAGACGUUCAACUCGGACGACUUCGACUACGAUGCGCUAGCGAAGAGUGACUACGUGUUUAUGCGCUGGAAGGAACACUUUCUGGUACCUGAUCACAAGAUAAAGAACAUCAACGGUGCGUCGUUCGCCGGGUUCUACUACAUCUGCUUCCAGAAAUCGCAAGCCGUUAUGGAGGGUUACUACUAUCACCGCUCCUCCGAAUGGUACCAGUCGCUAACGCUGCAGCACGUGGCCGAAUCCUGUAUUCAAAUUUACGAGUUUAGAUAAUUUCCCGUCGUCCCCCUGCAGCCAAACGGGAGGAUGAGAGUGCUGGUGUGGUGAUGGUGGUGGUGGUCGACAAUGCAAUUGCCGGUGGGUGCGGGUGGGGUAAAGGUAAACCCCACUAGCUGGGGGUUUUCUUACCAGUAAGUGACGCUAACCACACACACACACGCACACACACACGUGUACACGUUGCUAGAUUUUGAAUAGUUUUUCUUUCUUUUUCUUCUUACGUUUUAAGCCACAGUAUGGCAAUUGCGACGGAAUGCGUCCAAAACUUAGCUACUAGCAUCAAAAACACGCAACAAAUUACCGACAACGAAAUGCCGGACGUCGUGCCGGCCGGAAGAAUUAGCCUAUUAGCGUAACAGAACAUGGGGGGAGGGGAAUGGGAUAAUGGAGGAAAAACGGAGAAAACGUGAGAAAACGGAUGGUUCAAGUAAAAUUAGCACAACGAACAAAACCAGCAAACACAUUUUUGACCACACACACGAAAACAAAAAAAAAACAAAAAAAAAAGAAAUCUUAUCGUAACGCAAGAUAACAAAACGUAACGAAGGCGGCAAAAUGAAAGAAAAGGAUAGGAUUGUUGUUUUUUUUUUCAAUUAUAUAAUAGUUUAAAAUUUAAAUCCGCUCAUUGCUAACUUUAUGUACGUUAGUUAUGUAUAACAAAUACCUUUUUUUUUUAAAGUAGAAACUAUUAUUAAAUUAUCGCUCGUGGGCAUACCGAUAAGUGUGGUUGCCUGUUCUGUGUGAGUGAGUGUGUGUGUGUAGAAAUUUCAUUUCUACAUUUUUUUUUUCCUUACAAAAUGAUAAACAGACACAAGCUUACAUAUUUCAGCAGGCAAUAUUUUGCAGGGAACCAGUUUAUACUCACUCACACACACACACACACACACACACACACACACACACACACACACACACACACAUUACAGGAUUUUCCAGGAGUUCUCGUAGCUGUGGGACACUUUAUAAACACUUUCUUGCGUGAAAUGAACUUAAUGUAAUGGGAAUUGGACUCUCUAGCAUCCUUGUUGAACAAAUCCAACUGGAAUUUCUAGGAAUAGAGUCAAAUUUCCAACAUGAAACUUCAUUCACUUCCACUGGGGAAGAGUGUAGGAAGUGUCCCAUAACUAUGAGAACCCGUGGAAAACCCUGUAUAGAAAGGAAUAAGGAGUUUUCGAUUUUACGGGUUGCGCUAAUAUUACAUUAUACCGUUGCCCGUCAAGGGUUGUAAUUGUACAUUAAUUGCCUGCUGCUCUUUGGAUACAUUUUUGCUACAUUUUGUUGAAAAAGUUUCUCGCCGACCUUCUUCAGAGUGGUCAGAGCUAUCGUUCACAAGGCAAUAAGGUGUGUGCUUGUGUGUGUGUGUGUAUGUGUGACAGCGUGCGGGAGUCAAUGUACAGAUAAGACAGUUUAAGAAGACAUUAAACCAUAUAACAAACGCCCGAAAGCUGUGCCCGGGCGAGGAGAAAGCUCCGAUACAUGCAAUAGCUACUAGUUGUAAUGUAGUGUCCUAAUCUGCCUCCUGCACAAAAAUCAUGCAGUGAAACCCGAACAUAGCAACAUAGCAGCAAACAAACAAACAAGAAAAAGACAAAUGAAAAAAGAUGAAUUCAAAUGUAAUUAAACGCAGUAAUAACCACGUGUUUUCCCCCCAUUUUACCAUGUUAAUGUUAAUAGAAAGCUCCCCCCCCCAAAACAACAGCAACAAAAACCCAACCGGCACACACUUCAGAACAAAAGUAAAGGAGCAUGGGGCAUAGUUGACUCAAGCCAAGGCACACGUAACGCGUAUUGAGCCAAUAAAGCAAAGUAAAUAGUAUAACUCUUAAAAAAAGACUGUAAAGGAAGAAAAACACGUGCUGUGGUGUGGCGUAGAGUGUCGCAAUCGCUCUCUUUCUAUCUCUCUCUCUCUCUCUCUCUGAGUGUAUGUGUCCUGGGGUGGACCAGAGGCGGACACACUAGCAGGUUGUAGAAAGUAAGCGAUAACAAACAAAUAAUAAAACAAAAAGCAAAUAAAACUGACGCACCCAGGCUAGCGUAAUGUACAUUGCAGCGGGGUCAGCUGCUGCGCAAAAGUGUGCGCACUUAACAAUCGCGGCCUCCCCCCUUGACUUAACGAACGGGUCGAAGCCCGCUCACAAUCGUCUGGCCGCAAAAGGUCAAGCAAUCGCCUGUACCCCCAGCGCAAUCAGGUAGGGCGGCAAAACGGGCAAACGCCAUGCGAGACGCGAGAUAAGACGCGCACAAACCAACCAUUUGCAGAUAUUUAGAAGAGCAAUAUUGAGGCGGCGAUAGUGUAGGAAUUUGGCUGUUGGCACGUGUACAUCCUUUCGUUUUUAGGGCCGUUGUUUUCCAACCAACCAUCCCAGGUAACUGCGACGCAAAAUGGUGAUGCCCCCGCAUACAGUUGGACGCACAGCAGCAAUUCCGUUCGUGUCGCUUUCGGAGCGGCUCUUCACGAUGAGUCCUCCCCAACCCCCCCCCCCCCCCCCCCCCCAAAACAAGGCGAGAUAAAGACUUGAUUGUUGUAUGUGGACAUGGGCACCAACCAAAGAAAAAACAACAACAAAACUAAGAUGAAUUAUCUUACAUAAUCGCAAGUGUAGCAGUUACCGUGCUGGAGAUUGUGUGUAUGCUGUGUGUGUGUGUGCUUUUUUCGUUCUAUUCGUUCUCUAUAAAUAGACCCGGGGCGGGGUGAACAACCUCUUUGUAACAGAACAGUGUAUUUUACGUUAACUAACAGCUAGGCUCCUCUCGUUAAUGGCGCUUUACUAUAUUUUUGCUGUUAUGCUGUGUGCCUCCCAUCUCCCAAUCAAGCAAAGAAUGUGAAGUAUGCUUAAUUAAAAAAAAAAAAAAAAACAUUACUGAAAUGUGUAUUCUCAUCAUCUGGUACUAAAAAAAACAAAACAAAAAAAAACAAAUGGCCAAUGAGAUUUGGUUUGAGGGAUGAAACACGAUGUUGUGGACUGUUUUGAGACGGAAGAGAUACUGUAAAGAAAUAUAUACAUAUUGAUAUAAACAGAAGCAGUAAGCGAA
This is a messenger RNA of Anopheles coluzzii, 4388 nucleotides long. Its product is annotated as glucose-induced degradation protein 4 homolog. NCBI's taxonomy places the organism in Eukaryota, Metazoa, Arthropoda, Insecta, Diptera, Culicidae. Gene Ontology annotation, cellular component: extrinsic component of membrane; GID complex. Gene Ontology annotation, biological process: negative regulation of gluconeogenesis; proteasome-mediated ubiquitin-dependent protein catabolic process; protein catabolic process in the vacuole. The transcript is spliced from 5 exons. Bases 738 to 1349 code for a protein of 203 amino acids. The record is from RefSeq and is a predicted model, not a curated record.